AUGUCGUUCCCAGAACUCCAGGAUAGGCCGAUCAAGGAGACAAUAUGCCUCUUCGACGUGGAUGGCACUGUCACACCCGCUCGUCAAUCAGCCUCGCCAGAAAUGCUUAAACUGCUGCUCCAGCUGAGGGAGAAGUGUGCAAUUGGUUUCGUCGGAGGCUCAGACCUCGUCAAGCAACAAGAACAACUAGGAACCCCCUCAGUCCCAGUAACCAGCCUCUUCGACUUCUGCUUCGCAGAAAACGGCCUGACCGCAUACCGAUUAGGUCAACCUCUCGAGUCCACCUCCUUCCUUAAGCACCUCGGUGAACCAAACUACCAGAAACUUGCAAAAUUCGUGUUGCGGUAUAUCUCCGAGCUCGAGGGGCUACCGGCCAUGCGAGGGACGUUUAUUGAGUUCAGAAAUGGCAUGAUCAAUGUUUCUCCUGUGGGAAGGAAUGCGAGCAAGCAAGAGAGGGACGAGUUUGAGGCUUGGGAUAAGGGAACUGGGUGCAGAGCCAAGUUUGUCGAGGUGCUUAAGAAGGAGUUUGCUGAUCUUGGAUUGACCUACUCAAUCGGCGGCCAAAUCUCCUUCGACGUCUUCCCCACCGGCUGGGACAAGACCUACGCCCUCCGACACGUCGAAGCCGAGAAACAGGUAUCCGGCAUCGACUACAAGCACAUCCACUUCUUCGGCGACAAGUCCUUCAAGGGCGGUAACGACUACGAGAUCUACUCGGAUGAAAGAACAAUUGGCCAUGCGGUCAAGGGACCAGAGGAUACGAUGAAGAUUGUCAGGGAGACGUUUGGGCUGUAG
This is a messenger RNA of Lithohypha guttulata, 795 nucleotides long. It is a transcript of the gene PMM1, whose product is annotated as Phosphomannomutase 1. The record is from RefSeq and is a predicted model, not a curated record. Gene Ontology annotation, molecular function: phosphomannomutase activity. Bases 1 to 795 code for a protein of 264 amino acids. Gene Ontology annotation, biological process: mannose metabolic process; GDP-mannose biosynthetic process; protein N-linked glycosylation. Lineage: Eukaryota; Fungi; Ascomycota; Eurotiomycetes; Chaetothyriales; Trichomeriaceae. Gene Ontology annotation, cellular component: cytosol. The transcript has 3 exons.